This is a messenger RNA of Macaca mulatta (Rhesus monkey), 3379 nucleotides long. RefSeq names its product F-box and WD repeat domain containing 10B (gene FBXW10B). Lineage: Eukaryota; Metazoa; Chordata; Mammalia; Primates; Cercopithecidae. Gene Ontology annotation, molecular function: protein binding. The record is from RefSeq and is a predicted model, not a curated record.
AAAGCCAUGUUUCCAAGGAGGUCUGUACAAAAAGCCAGACUUCUACCGGCAGUUUCUGAGAGAGAGACGCUUUCCAUCCAUGGCAGCCAUUUACUUUUGCUCUGGGAGACGUCUGUAAUUGAAAAGGCACAACUGGGGUAUUUAUUCAUUUCUCCUGUUCCUCUAGUGUUCGGUGGUGUUGCCGCUGCAAGUGGGCAGGGCUAAAAUGAGCUGGUUAUCUCAGGAUCAUGGAAAACCUGGAAUCAACGCUCAAGAAUGCCCCCUAUUUUCAUUGUGAGAAGGGAACCGAUUCCAUCCCUCUAUGCCAGAAGUGUGAGACGUGUGUCUUAGCCUGGAAGAUCUUCUCUACCAAAGAGUGGUUCUGCAGGAUCAGUGACAUAUCACAGAGGAGGUUUCUAGUUAGCAUUCUGAAGCAGUUAAAUAGCUUGUAUUUGUUACACUAUUUCCAGAAUAUCCUUCAGACCACACAGGGAAAGGAUUUCAUCUAUAACAGGUCCCGGAUCGACCUGAGCAAGAAAGAGCGGAAAGUUGUGAAGUCCUUCUUGAACCAAAUGUUGGAUAAAACAGUAGAACAGAAGAUGAAGGAGAUCUUGUACUGGUUUGGGAACAGCACCCACUGGACCAAGGCGAAUUAUACUCUCUUACUGCUGCAGAUGUGCAACCCCAAAUUACUGCUCACUGCUGCCAAUGUGAUCAGAGUCCUGUUUCUGAGAGAGCAGAACAAUAUCUCAGGGCUCAAUCAAGACAUCACAGAUGUGUGUUUUUCCCCCGAGAAAGAUGACAGCUCCAAGUCUGUGACCUCACAAGUCUAUUGGACAGCCAAAACUCAGCACACAUCCCUUCCUUUGUCCAAAGCCCCAGAAAAUGAACACUUACUUGGGGCAGCUUCUAACCCUGAGGAACCAUGGAGGAAUUCACUCCAGUGUAUUUCUGAAAUGAAUAGGCUGUUUUCUGAAAAAGGAGGCAUAACCAAGCCAGGGUACGAUCCCUGCAAUCUAUUGGUUGACCUGGAUGACCUCAGAGACCUGUCUUCUGGGUUCAGCAAAUACCGAGACUUCAUCCGUUACCUGCCCAUCCACCUCUCCAAGUACAUUCUAAGAAUGCUGGAUAGACACACCCUGAACAAGUGUGCCUCUGUGAGCCAGCACUGGGCCGCCAUGGCUCAACAGGUCAAGAUGGACUUGUCAGCGCACAGCUUCAUUCAGAACCAGAUUGUCUUCAUGCAGGGGUCCUACACAAGAGGAAUUGAUCCUAAUUAUGCCAAUAAGGUUUCUAUCCCAGUUCCUAAAAUGGUAGAUGACGGGAAGCGCAUGCGUGUGAAACAUCCGAAGUGGAAGCUGAGGACGAAGAAUGAGUACAACCUAUGGACUGCAUACCAGAACCAGGAAACGCAGCAGGUCCUAAUGGAGGAGAGAAAUAUUUUCUGUGGAACCUACAAUGUUCGCAUUCUCUCUGACACGUGGGAUCAAAAAAGAGUCAUCCACUAUUCCGGGGGAGAUCUGAUAGCUGUGUCAUCUAAUCGAAAGAUCCAUCUUCUGGACAUCAUGCAAGGAAAAGUGAUACCCGUUGAAUUCCGAGGCCAUGCUGGGAGUGUCCGGGCCCUCUUCCUAUGUGAGGAGGAAAAUUUUCUCCUAAGCGGGAGCUAUGACCUAAGUAUCAGAUACUGGGAUCUGAAAAGUGGGGCUUGCACACGAAUCUUCGGUGGUCACCAGGGGACUAUCACUUGCAUAGAUUUGUGUAAGAACAGGCUCGUGUCGGGAGGAAAAGAUUGCCAGGUAAAAGUAUGGGAUGUAGACACAGGGAAGUGCCUGAAGACGUUUAGACACAAAGACCCCAUCUUGGCCACCAGGAUCAAUGAUACCUACAUUGUGAGCAGCUGUGAGCGAGGGGUGGUGAAAGUGUGGCACAUUGUCAUGGCCCAGUUGGUAAAGACUCUCAAUGGCCACGAGGGAGCCGUGAAGUGCCUGUUCUUCGACCAGUGGCAUCUCCUCUCGGGAAGCACUGAUGGCCUGGUCAUGGCCUGGAGCAUGGUGGGGAAGUAUGAGCGCUGCCUGAUGGCCUUCAAGCAUCCCAAGGAGGUGCUCCACGUGUCCCUUCUCUUCCUCCGGGUCAUCAGCGCCUGCGCAGAUGGCAAGAUCAGAAUUUACAAUUUCCUCAACGGGAACUGUAUGAAGGUGAUAAAAGCCAAUGGCAGAGGCGAUCCUGUGCUGUCCUUCUUUAUUCAGGGCAACAGGAUGGUGGUCAACACAGAGAGCAAUGUUCUCGUGUUCCAGUUCGAACACAUAAAGUGGCAGUAUGCCAUGGAAAAAACGAAACAAAAGAAUAAGAAGGAGAAAGAGGAGGAAAAAGAAGAAAACAGCCUCAUGGAAAUUCUCUCUAAGUCUAAUAUGCAGGUUCACAGCCCGAGAGAAUCUGUAUCCAGUAAACAAACUGUGAUCCAAGAGCUUCUACCGAGCAAACCUCCCAAGUCUCGAGUACUCCUGAAGCCAGCCAAGUUCUCUUCAGAAGCAGAUGAUGUGGAGAAAGCACCAAAACAAGGACAAUUGGAAACUCCUGAAAAACUGCUCAAUCACCCAAAGAAAAAGUCUUGGAAAAUUCCUAUGUCACCUGACCAAUUCCUCCUGACUGUCAGCGCCCUGCAGCAAGCCCAUAAUUCCGGGAAAUUCGCCUAUCCCUGUAGGCCCCGAACAGAAAUUAUUGAUGUCUGGGGACCUUCAAUUUCAUACCCAAGGAAGGUCUUGAAUUUCAAAGGAAAAUCCAUCCAACAUGCAGUUGAUCAGUUGAGAUUGAGCAAUCCUCCUAUAGAUGUGAAACAAACCAGUAUUCCCCUUGAAAUCCAGAAACUGCAGCCCAACUUGAAGAUCUCUUUGCACAGUCCCAGAGUCCAGUCCACUUUGCCGCAGCCCAUGAUUAUCCGCUCCAGGUUCUCUGGCAAGUUAAAGGGUGGAGACCAAGUGACCAGUUCAAUUGAAAGGGCAGUGUGCAGUCCCCUGACCAGUAUGCAGGUCAUUAAACCAAACCGCAUGCUAGCUCCAAAAGUGGGCACAGCCACCCUGUCUCUUAACAAAGAACGGCCUCGCAUCUACACAGCCCUUGAUCCCCUUAGAGUGAACACUGAGUUCGUGCUGUUGACCGUGAAGGAGGAGAAAGAGCACCAGGAAGCCAAGAUGAAGGAAUAUCAGGCCAGGGAGUCCACUGGAGUGGUUGAUCCAGGAAAAGCCAGCAAAGCUGCAUGGAUCAGGAAAAUCAAAGGCCUGCCUAUUGAUAAUUUCAUGAAGCAAGGGAAAACAGCGGCCCCUGAACUUGGACAAAAUGUAUUUAUCUGAACCAGCCUUGGGAAAUUACAAUGUUUUACAAUAAACAGCCAAGUGGAUGUUGC